CUGAGCCGUGCGAAUAGGUCCACCAUGACCUUCGAGGACUUCUGCGGUGGUCCGUUCUGGGACGAGGAGUUCGUGUGGGAUAUUGACAAUCCGAACCUGACGUUCUGCUUCCAGCGUGUCAUCCUCCAGUGGGUACCGUGUGCGUUUUUGUUCGUGUUCUCCAUCUACGACAUCUUGAAGAUUACCGAGAGUCGGUACCGUGACAUACCAUGGAACUGGUACAACCUCUCGAAGAUGCUAGUGAUAUUCCUGCUGAUGUGCAUGUCCUGGAUCGAUCUGGGCAUGGUGUUGGGCUACCAGGAUGAGCAGGGCUUGUAAGUUGUGCAGAUCCUGACGGCCGUGUUC
Molecule: messenger RNA, 345 nt
Organism: Anopheles stephensi (Asian malaria mosquito)
Lineage: Eukaryota; Metazoa; Arthropoda; Insecta; Diptera; Culicidae
Product: multidrug resistance-associated protein 1-like
Exons: 1
Coding region: 25-318 (97 amino acids)
Source: RefSeq, a predicted model, not a curated record